AUGAUGGAAGAGCUGUUUAUGCUACCAGUUAUUGGUAUCACGGCGUUGUUGGUGUAUAAAUACGCUUACGAUAUCCUUUGGUACAAGUUACAGAAUCUAUUUGAACUGAUUCCUUCAUCAAGCUCAUCUCACCCCUACUCUUCGGCUAUCGCUAGCAUUAAUAAGUCUCAGAAUGGGUUUCUGUACAAGCUAUACACGGAAUAUUCAGUUUCUUCUAACAAUGUGCUGCGAGUGAUUCGGACGCUAGUCUCCGGGACGUUGGCGCUGUGCGUCGUGGCUGUGGAGAUAGUGCUAUGGCAGAUCAAGACGGCAGACAGUAGCAAGGGUGGGGAUGUGAUUACUGACUUCAUGUGGCCAGCAUCUUCGGCGCUGCUGGCGGCGUCGCUUAUACUGAUCCAGCCGUUUUGCAUUUUGAUCACGAUGCUGAACAAGUUCUUCGAAGACCGAUUAGCUAUCGAUAAACUGCUGCUGUGCAGCUGUGCGGCUGCUACCAUAUGGAUAUUAGGCCUGUACCAAAUUAGCUUUGGUCCAUUUUAUUACAGUUCGAGCCCGCUGACCCGGCUGUCGCUAGUAGGGGUGACAAUUAUGGGAGUCCUCUCCGGCAUCGCCUCCAUGUCCACGCCUUACUAUGUUGCGCGUUUCCUACUGAAUUGGCAGAAGGACGCCCCGGUGGUUCUUAACCACGCAUUUAGCCACAUUAGCAUGAUGUACUUUAGCACCGCCAUGAUACAGGAGCGUAUGCAGGAGUACGAAUCUAAUGUGGAACAGAAUGUCCUAAUCCUGAAGAAGCUGGAACAGAGUCCAGGCGGUCUUGACAGUGUAAUGCGGGAACAGUUACUGGAGAAGAUUGGGCGCUAUCAGCUACAGAUUGCGAAACUGGAGAUUCGUCUGAAGGAGUCACGCGAGAUCACCCUAGCCAAACGCAUAUUCCACCUUGGUUUCCUCUGUUAUUGUGUUUAUAAAUUGGUGUCCACGUUUCUCUUGCGAGUGCCCCAGAUAAUUACUCACGCGGUGUCCUAUCCUUCUGAUUAUGACUACAAGAAGUUCUACAGUGACGAAGAUAGCCUAAGCAGCGGUGAUCCUCUGGCGGUUACGCUGGCCAACGUAUUUGAUCUGUUCUUUUUUGGGUUCGAUCACCAGCAGGACCUGGAUUCAUUGACAAAGCAGAUCUCCUUACUGGUUUCUCUGUCCCUAUUCAUAUGCUCCCUGUCGACAGUCACCACCACAAUUUCAUACCUGCUGACAUUGUUACCGGCAAAGCUACAGAUACUUGCGUUUGCCACAAUACAGGAUAACGCUGACAAGACAUUACCUAUACAUACGAAGGAAAACAAGUCCAUAUACGGGAAAAAGCCAUCCAUCAUAAAAAACUUAGUGGUUUCUGAAUUGACCGGUGUAUAUCUUUUGUCCACUAUAUUGUUGAUUCGGUCUAAUUUGCCUAACGAUGUCUCUCGGAACCUUAAUACAUUGCUAGGGGAAAAUUUUGCCCUUCCUAAUAUAGCCAUAGACAUCUGGUUUGAUGAAGUGUUCGCCGUCAGCGCUAUCUUGACAUUAAUCGGUAUCGUAAUCGUGGAAAGGACGGUCACGCGGACGUUCUAA
Molecule: messenger RNA, 1599 nt
Organism: Eremothecium gossypii ATCC 10895
Lineage: Eukaryota; Fungi; Ascomycota; Saccharomycetes; Saccharomycetales; Saccharomycetaceae
Exons: 1
Coding region: 1-1599 (532 amino acids)
Cellular component (GO): membrane
Source: RefSeq, marked provisional